AUGAAGCGUCCCGACAAGCCGAACCGAUGGAAUCGGACGGACUAUGGAAGCGGCCAGCGCGAAGGACAUGUACCGCGUUUGGAGUCGCAAGUGUCCACAGACAUGGAAGUGGACAAUGUCAAGAUGCAAGGCAGUCGGAGGAAGGAUAGUAGCAACAUUCGCUGUUACAACUGUCAGAAGUUGGGGCAUAUCGCGACAGAAUGUCGGAAGCCCAAGAAGAAGAUAUCAAGGCAGGCACCGCCCAGCCACCAGAACAACCUCGAAGUCCAGGAGCAAGUGUCGAACGAUGAUGUUGAGCGUAUCUCGUUUGGAGUUGUCAAGGAAGUAAACGACGACAUGAGGACUGUGGGAACGGUUGUUCAAGUAGAGCCCGAAGCUGGAAAGAAGUCACCAGCGUUGAUGAUUAAGUCGGGUCGACAAGUUCUCAUUUAA
Molecule: messenger RNA, 432 nt
Organism: Aphanomyces astaci
Lineage: Eukaryota; Oomycota; Saprolegniomycetes; Saprolegniales; Verrucalvaceae
Exons: 2
Coding region: 1-432 (143 amino acids)
Molecular function (GO): zinc ion binding; nucleic acid binding
Source: RefSeq, a predicted model, not a curated record